GCAAAGGUCCGCCAAGGCCGGCUGCGCGCGGGAGGGAGGGGUCGGCGGCGGCGGCGGCGGCGGCGGCAGAAGUGGCGUCGGGAGCGCGACCGCCCCCUCCCCCGGCUUCGGCGAGCCCAGCCCCAUGACCCGGCGCGGAGGCUGCCCGAGGGCCGGCAGGGUGGGCGCUGCUGCUGCUGCUGCUGCAUGGCCCCGGCGCUGGAUAUGACUUCUGUGCAGAGCGGCGGCCGCGGCCAGGAGGCCCCCGCGCCGCCCUUCGGCAACUCGGGCCCGGCGGCGGCGGCGGCGGGGGGGCCCAUGGGCGCCGAGGAGGGCGGCGCCGAGAAGGCCAAGGCGGCGCCGGCCCUGCUGCCCUUCAGCGUGGAGGCGCUCAUGGCCGACCACAGGAAGCGCGACGACGGCCUGGCCUGCGCCACCGACCCGGCCGGCCGCUCUGGCCCCCCGGGGACCCUCAGCCCCCGCCUGGGGGGCUCCUCCGCCGCCCCCGCGCCCGAGAGGCCGGCCUCCCCGCGGGCCCUGGCCAGCCACUUCGCCGUCGGGGGACUGGUCAAGCUCCCCGAAGAGGCGCUGGUCAAAGCCGAGAGCCCGGAGAAGGCCGACCGGACGCCCUGGAUGCAGAACCCCCGCUUCUCGCCGCCUCCCCCAAGAGGCGCCGCGGCCAGCCCGCCGGCCUGCACGCUGCGCAAGCACAAGACGAACCGCAAGCCCCGGACGCCCUUCACGACGGCGCAGCUGCUGGCCCUGGAGAGGAAGUUCCGGCAGAAGCAGUACCUGAGCAUCGCCGAGCGCGCCGAGUUCUCGUCCUCGCUCAGCCUGACCGAGACGCAGGUCAAGAUCUGGUUCCAGAACCGGCGCGCCAAGGCCAAGCGCCUGCAGGAGGCCGAGCUGGAGAAGCUCAAGCUGGCCGCCAAGCCCCUCCUGCCGCCCGCCGCCGCCGCCUUCGGCCUCUCCUUCCCGCUGGCCGCCCCCGUCGCCGCCGGAGCCUCCCUGUACGCCUCGUCGGGGCCCUUCCCGCGCGCCGGCCUGCCCGUCGCCCCCGUCGGACUCUACGCCGCCCACGUGGGCUACAGCAUGUACCACCUCUCCUAGAGCGCCCCCCGCCCCCCGCCCUCCACGGCAGGAAGCCGGGACCCCAGCCCUCCCCCCCUGGCCCAGCAGGUGCCCCGUCCUGACGGGUCCUGCCCGCGCAUUCCUGCCUCCUCUUCCUCGCCCCACCCCGAGGAAGCGGCGCGGCCUCCUGUGUAAUAUACUGUACAGCCGAAAGUUUAUUAUCGUUUAUAUUAAUAGCUAUAUUUGAUAAAUAAAUUAAUUUUAAAUGACUUUGA
This is a messenger RNA of Sphaerodactylus townsendi, 1325 nucleotides long. It is a transcript of the gene MSX1, whose product is annotated as msh homeobox 1. Gene Ontology annotation, biological process: regulation of transcription by RNA polymerase II; embryonic morphogenesis. The record is from RefSeq and is a predicted model, not a curated record. Gene Ontology annotation, molecular function: RNA polymerase II transcription regulatory region sequence-specific DNA binding; DNA-binding transcription factor activity, RNA polymerase II-specific. The coding region runs from base 187 to 1089 and encodes 300 amino acids. Lineage: Eukaryota; Metazoa; Chordata; Lepidosauria; Squamata; Sphaerodactylidae. The transcript has 2 exons. Gene Ontology annotation, cellular component: nucleus.